This is a messenger RNA of Plasmodium gonderi, 963 nucleotides long. RefSeq names its product variable surface protein. The record is from RefSeq and is a predicted model, not a curated record. NCBI's taxonomy places the organism in Eukaryota, Apicomplexa, Aconoidasida, Haemosporida, Plasmodiidae. Bases 1 to 963 code for a protein of 320 amino acids. The transcript has 3 exons.
AUGUUUACAGAAACGUGUUCAUUUGAUUAUAAAAAUUGUAUUGUAUUAUUUUCAUUCUUCACCAAAAAUAUUCAGGAGGAAAAAUGCUAUGAGUACUAUUAUGAAGUCUUUAAUACGUAUCCCAGCUUAUUUACGAUAGAUAAGACAAGUUAUAUGGAUGAAAUUAAGUACUUUCCUGAUCCAAUUUUAAAAUAUGUUGCUUUAUAUCUUUAUUAUAAUUACGGAACUUCCAAACAUCGCUAUGUUACAGGUUCUAAUUAUCAAGGAAAUAAAGCAUGCCAUAUGUUGAAUAGGUGGUUAGAUCAACAAAGAAGUUUUUAUACACAUUCAGAAAAAUGUUAUGAUAACAUAAAUUUAUGGACAAAAUUCCUUGAACCAUUGUGGGAUAAGAUAAAAAAUCAUUACGGCGGAAACACAUGUGAAAGGUAUAAGGCGAUUUCAAAUUCAACACAAAUACCAGAUGAACUGAAAGAUUUACCCUGUAAUAAACUCUACCCUGUAAAUUAUAAAUGUAUUAAUCCUUCUGAAAAAAAUGGAUCUACAUUGGAUAACUGUUGUCACAAGCUUCAAGAUGCAUGCUCCAUUUGUCAACCGUAUCAUGACUCUCCAGAGUUAUUAUAUAAUCAAAACUCGCAACAUAAUGUAACAAGUCAGGCUCUUGCAAGUUUUCCUCAAAUAGUUCAAACAGGACCCCAAAAAAUGUGUUCCAAGUGUCCAUCUAGGAUAAAUAUUAUUGCACCUUCGAUGUGUAUUACGUUAUUAGUAUCCCUCUUCAUUGCUUUUCUCCUGUUUGAAUACACCCCUCUUGGAUCAAAAAUGUCAAACCGAACUGUGAAGCCAAGUAUGUUAAAGGAACAUUUUAUCGAAGAAUUUCCAUAUGAAGAAUACGAAACAUAUAGAAAUAGUGAUCACCAUGCGAAAAGUAGGAGUAACCAUAUAUAUUACCAAUCUACGAAUUAUUAA